AUGGCUGCGGACGUGAAGGAGUUCAAGCAGGGACAGCAACAAGCCGCCGCUGCUGACGACGACGCUGGUCCGAAAUCCAAAUCAGCAAAGAAAGCCGAGAAAGCAGCACGUAGAGCACAGAAAUCUGGUGGCGACGCCGACGCAGCAGCAGCCAAGAAAGCCGCCGCAAUCGCCGCACGAGAAGCCGCUGCAUCCGCUGCCAAAGAGCCCUCGACGCCGUCAGCGCAGUCGUCCGCGACGUCAGCUGUAGCGAAUAAAUCCAGCCAUGGUGGUGGCGGAGAGCAAAUCGCCGUCGUGGACCGGUUACAGGAAAACAAACAAGUCUCCCUCUUCUCGCACCUCGAACAAACGCGACGACUAUCCACCGCAGGUGUUGCGAAAGAUGUGCAUCCAGCUGUCCUCGCCCUCGGCCUCCACAUGGCCGAAUACUCCAUCUGUGGCUCAAACGCCCGUUGUCUAGCAACCUUAACCGCCUUCACAAAAGUCAUCCAGGACUACCAAACACCCUCCGGCACCACCCUCCCCCGACACCUAACAACCCACCUCAACGUCCAAAUCGCAUACCUAAUCUCUUCUCGACCUCUGUCUGUAUCAAUGGGAAACGCGAUCCGGCAUAUCAAGUUGUUGAUUAGUGCGGUGAGUAUCGAUACGCCGGAGGAUGAGGCGAAAGCUGGGUUGAUUGAGGAGAUUGAGACGUUUGUGAGGGAGAAGAUCAUUGUUGCGGAUCGUGUUAUUGUUGAGAGUGGGUGUGGGAAGAUUAGGGAUGGGGAUGUGGUUUUGGUGUAUGCGAAAUCGAGUGUUGUCGAGCAACUCCUCCUCGAAGCAUGGAGGAUCGGAAAACAGUUCCGGGUUAUCGUCAUCGAUUCACGACCACUCUUCGAAGGCCGGCAAAUGCUGCGGACACUAGCCAAAGCUGGGAUCCCGGUCCAGUAUGGAUUCUUGAGCUCAAUCGCGUAUUUGAUCAAGAGCGUCACGAAAGUCUUCUUGGGCGCCCACGCGAUGCUAUUCAACGGCAGCAUGUACUCCCGUGUCGGAACCGCACUCGUGGCAAUGACAGCCCGCGACUCUGAUAUCCCCGUCAUCGUAUGCUGCGAAUCCUACAAAUUCACCGAACGCGUCCAGCUUGACUCUUUUGUGUUUAACGAGCUCGCGUCGCCUGAUGAUUUGGUUACUACGAGUAUUGGGGAUAGGUCCGAUGGGGGUGGGGAGGGGCCGUUGAAGGGGUGGAGGGAUAUGGGGGGGUUGAGGUUGUUGAAUUUGAUGUAUGAUGUUACGCCGGUGAAGGAUAUAACGAUGGUUGUUAGUGAGGUUGGGAUGUUGCCUGCGACGACGAUUGCGGUUGUUGUGCAUGAGACGAAAUUGCAGGGAUAG
This is a messenger RNA of Saitoella complicata NRRL Y-17804, 1371 nucleotides long. RefSeq names its product IF-2B-domain-containing protein. The record is from RefSeq and is a predicted model, not a curated record. Lineage: Eukaryota; Fungi; Ascomycota; Saitoellomycetes; Saitoellales; Saitoellaceae. The transcript is spliced from 2 exons. The coding region runs from base 1 to 1371 and encodes 456 amino acids.